UGUUUCCAAAUUUAUAAAAUACACAACUAGGGCUGGGUAAAAAAAUCGAUUUAAUCGAUGUUGGAUCGAUUCCAGUAAAAUUUUACAAAAUCGAUGUGUAGGUAAUGAGAUCGAUUAGUUUUAUAGUGACGUGAGUCACGUUCACGUUCAAGAGCGGGCGUGGGCAAAUGCAAAAUGGCCGACGCAAGUAACGCACCGCUCAGCAAGCCCUCCCAACUGAAGUCUGACGUCUGGAACCAUUUUGGAUUUAAAAGAACUAAAGUGGAUGUGCUGGAUAAAACUAAAGUGGUUUGCAAGAUCUGUCAAGCGGAGGUCAGUUAUUGUAGAAACACUACAAAUCUCCGAAAUCACCUGACAAGGUAUCAUGCUAAGCUAACAUCCGACAACAAACCUUCCGGAGCUAAACAAAUGAAAUUGAGGGACUCGCUUGCAUUACCAGCAGAUUCUCCGCGGGCCAUUAAGAUAACAGAGGCCAUCGCAACUUUUGUGUGCAAAGAUUUACGCCCCUACUCGGUAGUGGAAAAUGAAGGCUUCAAGCGGCUCCUUCAUGUGCUCGAACCACACUAAGUUAUGGUGCAACGCAAACAUCUGACAGAAACUGUUAUCCCCAUGAUGUACACGCGAGUGAAAGACGACAUCCAAAUGAAAAUGCAAUUAGCAGAGAGAGUCGGCAUAACUUGUGACACAUGGACAUCGCUGUCAACUCAAUCCUACAUGACGGUGACUUCCCACUACAUCGAUAACGAGUGGCGCCUCGCGUCUUAUGUGCUGCAGACCACCGAAGUUACUUCGAGCCACACCGCUGCAAAUCUAGCCGAAAUGUUGACGGGGGCAAUACAGACAUGGGGGCUGACCAGCAAACAACCAGCGGUUGUUACGGACAAUGCUGCAAAUAUGGUUUGUGCAGUGGAAAUAAAGCAGCUGAUGCAUGUCGGCUGCUUCGCGCACACUCUGAACUUAGCCUCACAAGCAGGUUUAAAAAUCCCCGCUGUGUCACGUCUGCUUGCUCGUGUGAGGCGUAUAGCAGCAUUCUUUCACCGAAGUACAACAGCAAGCUACAUACUGAAAGAAAAACAGAAGCUGCUUCAACUACCAGCGCACAAACUAACACUUGACGUGGUGACAAGAUGGAACAGUGCACUGGACAUGCUGGAGCGCUUUUUGGAGCAACAACCAGCCAUCUCUGCUACUCUCCUUUCUCAAGACGUGCGCAGGAAUGAAAAGGAUUUGUGCACCCUAACAGAGGAAGAUGUAACAACUGCUGAGGAUUUGGUCUGGGUGUUAAAACCGAUGAAAGAAGCUACGUUGGUGAUGUCGGAGGACAAGCAGCCAAUUCUUUCCGUCAUCGCCCCACUGCUCGCCCUGCUUCAGGAUGCCUUCACCCCCAGCCUAGAAGACAGCGCUGUAGUCAGGGACUUAAAAGCUGCUGUAAAGAAUAACUUGGGGACAAGGUAUGUAUUUUUUUUUUUUUUUUUACUUUAUGUGCCUUUUUUUAGUUUUUCAGUUGUAGGAGUCAGUGACCAUAUUCCAUAAUGUACUUAUCCUCACUCAAACUGUUACAACAUGUUUUUUCCAAGAUAUGAUGGACAAAAGGACACCUUGUAUGCAGCUUCCGUGCUGGAUCCUCGCUUUAAGGCCCUUCCAUUCCUGUCUGCUUCAGAACAAAAUGACACCUUCUCCAGGCUGCAGGCUGAGGCUGCCACUGCUGCACGUGAUCAAGAUGGUGGCAAUGAUACUGAUAAAGAAGCUGAGGAUACUUUGCCCAAGAAGCCAAAGAAAUCCAGCACCUUGGAGUCUCUCCUUGGGACAGUCUAUUCAACAACAGUAAAAGAUCAGGGACUGAAAACUCCAGCAAUAAGGGCUGAAGAUGAAGUUAGAAGAUACAAAGCUGAAAAUCCUGCUGGGCUGAAUGAAAAUCCUUUGAUCUGGUGGAAGUUAAACGAAAGGGAAUAUCCACUGUUGGCUCGCCUUGCAAGGCAUUAUCUUUGUGUCCCAGGGACCAGAGAGGGUAUUUUCAACAGCUGGUGACAUUGUCACUGCAAAAAGGAGCUGCCUAAGCACAGAUCAUGUGAAUGAACUUAUUUUUCUCCACAAGAAUCUCACAAUUAAUGAGAAGUGAAAAGAAAGACAAUAAUUUGACUUAGCAGUUCAACUUAUUUUGUAUUUAUUUGCCAGUAUUUUUUGGCCCUUAAAAUAGAAAAUCUCUUGAUGCAAAUU
Molecule: messenger RNA, 2217 nt
Organism: Fundulus heteroclitus (mummichog)
Lineage: Eukaryota; Metazoa; Chordata; Actinopteri; Cyprinodontiformes; Fundulidae
Product: zinc finger BED domain-containing protein 1-like
Exons: 2
Coding region: 571-1533 (320 amino acids)
Source: RefSeq, a predicted model, not a curated record